AUGAAACAAUUAUCUGAAGGACAAAUAAGGUUUUGUGUUAUUCACCCAAUACAUCUCUCAUCAUGGCUGCACAUAUUUUUUAUUUUGAAGUCUAUCUCUUCUCUAAAACCUGCCAGACUUCCAGUUUAUCAAAGGAAACCUUUUAUAGCCACGUGGAAUGCUCCCACAAAUCAGUGUUUGAUAAAAUAUAAUUUAAGACUAAAUUUGAAAAUGUUUCAGGUGAUUGGAAGCCCAUUGGCCAAGGCCAGGGGACAAAAUGUCACCAUAUUUUAUGUCAACAGAUUGGGAUACUAUCCCUGGUAUACAUCACAGGGAUUCCCCAUGAAUGGGGGUCUCCCCCAGAACACAAGUUUGCAAGGACAUCUGGAAAAAGCUGACCAAGAUAUUACUUAUUACAUCCCUGCUGAAGAUUUCAGUGGACUUGCUGUUAUAGACUGGGAAUAUUGGCGACCACAGUGGGCACGGAACUGGAACACAAAAGAUGUCUAUCGACAGAAGUCAAGAAAGCUGAUUUCUGAUAUGAAAAAGAAUGUAUCAGCUACUGACAUUGAAUAUUUAGCCAAAUCAACUUUCGAAGAAAGCGCAAAAGCUUUCAUGAAGGAAACCAUUAAACUGGGAAUUAAGAGCUGACCCAAUGGACUUUGGGGUUUUUAUUUAUAUCCUGAUUGCCACAAUUAUAAUGUCUAUGCCCCAAACUAUACUGGGUCAUGCCCAGAAGAGGAGGUUCUGAGAAACAAUGAGCUCUGUUGGCUCUGGAACAGUAGUGCUGCUUUAUAUCCUUCUAUUGGUGUCAGGAAAUCCCUUGCAGAUAGUGAAAACAUUUUGCGCUUCUCUCAAUUUCGGGUGUAUGAAUCCAUGAGGAUCUCCGUCAUGACAUCCCACGAUUACGCUCUGCCCGUAUUUGUCUACACAAGGCUAGGGUACGGAGACGAACCUUUAUUUUUCUUUCUCAGCCUUGGAAUCAAAAUGGCACAAACCCAUGAGAGUCACUGCAGUGGCAAAGUUCCUCAGGGGUAUGUUUCUGAAUGGAACAGGAACCUAAGAGGAUUGCCUUUGGAGAAGGAAAACUUUUGGCAAGAUCUAAUUAGUACCAUUGGAGAAAGUGCUGCCUUGGGAGCCGCAGGCAUUGUGAUUUGGGGAGACAUGAAUUUAACUUCAUCUGAGGUCAACUGUACAAAGGUGAAGCAGUUCGUGAGUUCUGAUUUAGGGAGCUUCAUAGUCAACGUGAGCAGAGCUGCUGAGGUGUGCAGCUUUCACCUCUGCAGGAAUAACGGGAGGUGCUUAAGGAAGACGUGGACAGCUCCUGAUUAUCUUCAUUUGAACCCUGCAAGUUACCACAUAGAGGCCUCUGAGGAUGGGGAAUUUAUUGUGAAAGGAAAAGCAUCUGAUACUGACCUGUCAGUGAUGGCGGAGAAAUUUUCCUGUCAUUGUUAUCAAGGAUACGAAGGGGCUGAUUGCCGAGAAAUGAGGUACUAG
Cynocephalus volans (Philippine flying lemur) is the source of this 1476-nucleotide messenger RNA. RefSeq names its product hyaluronidase-4-like. The transcript has 4 exons. The record is from RefSeq and is a predicted model, not a curated record. Gene Ontology annotation, biological process: hyaluronan catabolic process; carbohydrate metabolic process. Gene Ontology annotation, cellular component: cytoplasmic vesicle. Lineage: Eukaryota; Metazoa; Chordata; Mammalia; Dermoptera; Cynocephalidae. Gene Ontology annotation, molecular function: hyalurononglucosaminidase activity.